Molecule: messenger RNA, 1919 nt
Organism: Lasiosphaeria miniovina
Lineage: Eukaryota; Fungi; Ascomycota; Sordariomycetes; Sordariales; Lasiosphaeriaceae
Product: Mur ligase
Exons: 1
Coding region: 489-1709 (406 amino acids)
Biological process (GO): folic acid-containing compound biosynthetic process
Cellular component (GO): mitochondrion; cytoplasm; cytosol
Molecular function (GO): tetrahydrofolylpolyglutamate synthase activity; ATP binding; dihydrofolate synthase activity
Source: RefSeq, a predicted model, not a curated record
GGAAGGAAGCGCUAAAAUCGACAGGUUCAGGCUCGGCAAAGUUGAACCUAAUCCGAAGCCUUGGCAGGAGAGAACGAGAGCUUCUUUCCCUGCGAACGACGUGAGUCACGUUCCAGGCUGCACGCUGCCCUGCAUACUGCACAGUACUGCUCGGUACGUGGAAGUCGCGACGUGCCAAAACGAAUCGACGUCAUCAACUGGAAGCCACGGGUCCACCUUGCAGUAAUUGCAGUGCCGACCGAGGCAGGUGCGUUGAGGUGUGCCGGGCGUCAUGAGAUUCAUUUGACACCAUCGUCCCUCACUGGAUCCUCAACUCGUGGUUCUGCUGCAAGGUGUCGCGAGCGGCCAGGCAACGGUCAACCGUUCCACAACAUGACAGUGGAGCGGUGACGGCGCUGCUUACAAGUGUCUGCGCGCACGCCAGCGAAAGACAAGAUAAGGCAAAUUAAAUCAAACAGAAGAGUCGGAGUGAGAGAGAAACAGACAGAAUGAUUGACCUCGGACUGGCUCGCAUUGGCCGGCUGCUGCAGCACACACCGCAGACGUGGAAGGCGAUCCACGUCGCCGGGACCAAUGGCAAGGGCUCGAUAUGUGCGUCGCUGUCAGCCAUGCUCAGCGCCAGCGGCGCGUCGUGCGCGCGCUUCACGUCGCCCCAUCUCGUGGAUCGCUGGGACUGCAUCACGGUCGACGAGAAGCCCGUGCCCGAGACCGUGUUCCGCGCCGCCGAGGACGUGGUCAAGCAGCGCGACAGCGACGACCGCGUCGGCGCCACCGAGUUUGAGCUCCUGACGGCCACCGCCUUUGAGAUCUUCCACCGCCACAGCGUCGAGUUCGGCGUCAUCGAGGUGGGUCUCGGCGGCAAGCUCGACGCCACAAACGCCAUGCACCACAAGGCCGUUACCGUCAUCGCCAAGAUCGGCCUCGACCACCAGUCCUUCCUCGGCACUACCCUCGACGACAUCGCCCUGCACAAGGCCGGCAUCAUGCGCCCCGGCGUGCCCUGUGUCGUCGACGCAUCCAACCAGCCGUCAGUCCGCGCCGUCAUCGAACAGCACGCGAGGGACGUCGGCGUUGAGGUGCACUACCCCAACGUGGCCAGUGUUGCCGAGUCUCUCUCAGGGGCGGGUUUCGAGCCGCACCAGAUCCAAAACCUGGCUUGCGCCCAUCUGGCCUUCCGUCUAGCACGUCCCGACCACGACAGCUCGCUGGCCGGCCUUCUCCCAGCAGUCAGACAGCUGCAGUGGCCGGGCCGGCUGCAGAUGCUCGACAUUCGCAAGAUCACGGACCGCCAGCCAAAGGUCCUCCUAGAUGGGGCCCACAACACCCAGUCCGCCGAGGUCCUGGCCGCCUACGUGCAAAAACACCUGCGCGCACAACAAGGCCAGCCCGUCACCUGGGUCCUGGCCGCGACCCAGGGCAAGGACAUGGACGGCAUCCUCGCGCUGCUGCUCCAGUCCGGAGACCGGGUGGCCGCCGUCCGCUUUGAGCCCGUAGACGGGAUGCCCUGGGUCAAAGCCACGGACCCGGCCGAGAUCCUGCAGGUGGCGGGCCGCCACGGCGCGGACCCUGCCGCCGGGCUGUACAAUGCGGGCGACAGCGUCAAGGAUGCCCUGGCCUGGGCGUCGGCGAGCGCCGCCGGUGGUCCCCUGGUCAUCGCCGGCAGUCUCUAUCUGGUCUCCAGCGUCCUGCGGCUGCUCCGGGCCUCGUAAAGGUAAUGAUAUAGGAUAAAAUAAAUAAAUAUCGGUCAGCUCAUCAGGCCGUAGAGGGGUUUCAACAGCCCUAGACGGAAUAGAAUUCGCAGUAGUUAGACGGCUGAAUAAAAGACUACGGAAUUCGUUUAUAUACUUGGAUAUAUAUCAACUAUAAUUUUAGCAAAAUCUAUUCAACUUCAUUACUCAAUUCAUCGUAAUUUAAUAUAU